This is a messenger RNA of Leopardus geoffroyi (Geoffroy's cat), 513 nucleotides long. It is a transcript of the gene TFF3, whose product is annotated as trefoil factor 3. Gene Ontology annotation, biological process: maintenance of gastrointestinal epithelium. NCBI's taxonomy places the organism in Eukaryota, Metazoa, Chordata, Mammalia, Carnivora, Felidae. Bases 10 to 294 code for a protein of 94 amino acids. The transcript is spliced from 3 exons. The record is from RefSeq and is a predicted model, not a curated record.
CGACACGGCAUGUCCUCUGAGCGGUCGGGUCCCCAGAGCCCGCCUGUGACCAUGGAGGCCAGAGUGUUCUGGCUGCUGGCAUUGGUCCUGGCCUUGGGGUCCUCCAGCUUGGCUGACGAGUAUGUGGGCCUGUCGGAGAACCUGUGUGCCGUGCCGGCCAAGAACAGGGUGGACUGUGGCUACCCCGAGAUCAGCCCCGAGCAGUGUGUCAACAGGGGCUGCUGCUUUGACUCCAGCAUCCCCGAGGUGCCUUGGUGCUUCAAGCCUCUGCAGGACACAGAAUGCACAUUUUGAAGCAAUGCCCACCGGCCCUGGACACCCUGGAAUGCGACCUUCCAUGCUCCGGGGGACCCUGCUUGCGUCCUCUGUGGGGCCGGCCGCGGCCACUCCUCCCUGCUUUUCUCCCACCCUGCUCCUGGCACGCCCUUCCACUGAGAGCUGAUGCCUGGGGCCUGAUGGCUUAACGAAUAAAGAUCCUGUGCUCAGCAUGAGGGCUGCUCCUCAUUCCCGAGA